UCAAGUUCUCUCUCGAACACCAGAAUUGUGUUCAAGAGCUCAUUCACAUGAUCAAAGUGUGUUCAAUUCGACACCGAUAUUCCCCAAAACCUCCACAUCGCCAUCUCCCUCGCCUAAAUUGAUUGCGCACCGCUAAUUGAUGUUUAUUAGUAUUAUUGAGUUUUUUAUUGACUUAUUCUGCCAUCAUGAAUUAGAUUUCUUUUCUGCUUUCCUCAAUUUCCGCUUGAUUAACCACUGCACUGUCAUAUUUUGAAUCAGUUGGGUCCAACAGCUCUUCUUUGACUUGUUUGUGCAGCAGGAUUAUUUAUCAUGGUUGAUGAAUCAUAACUCUGCUUUGGUGUGCUAUUCAUUCAUGUUAUGUCAAUGACAAGCACUUUGAGAAAGCUCGCAUCCUGCAUUAUCCUUGAUUUGGAUGGAACACUUCUUAAUACAGACGCCAUUGUGCACGAUGUCUUGAAGGCUUACCUGGUAAAGUAUGGAAAGCAAUGGGAUGGAAGAAGAUCUGAUAGAGUUGUUGGAAAGACACCCUAUGAAGCUGCAACUGCUAUUGUUGAAGAUUAUGAACUUCCCAUAACUACAAAUGAGCUUUUAUCAGAACUUUCUCCAAUAUUCUCCGAGAAGUGGUGCAGCAUCAAAGCCCAACCUGGCGCCAACAGGUUAAUUAACCAUUUGAGGAGUCAUGGCGUGUUGAUGGGCUUGGCUUCAAAUUCCUCAAAGGAAAAUAUUGAAACUAAGAUUUCUUAUCAUCAUGGAUGGAAAGAAUCGUUCUCUGUCAUUUUAGGUGGUGAUGUAGUCACUUCUGCGAAGCCAUCUCCUGAGAUAUAUCUUGAAGCUGCUAAGAGGCUGGAGGUAGAAGUUGCAAGUUGUCUUGUCAUUGAAGAUUCACUGACGGGUGUUGCUGCUGGUAAGGCUGCUGGAAUGGAAGUGGUUGCUGUUCCGUCACUUCCUAAACAAUCCCAUAAUUUCACCUUGGCAGAUGAGGUGAUUAAUUCCCUCCUGGACUUGCGGCCCGAAAAGUGGGGCCUACCCGCAUUUGAAGACUGGAUGGAAGGUACUUUACCAAUAGAACCAUGGUACAUUGGUGGUCCCGUCAUCAAGGGCUAUGGCCGUGGUUCAAAGGUUCUCGGGAUUCCUACAGCUAAUUUGUCGACUGAAGGUUACUCGGAUCUCCUCUUGGAGCAUCCUUCUGGUGUUUACUUUGGGUGGGCUGGACUGGCAACUCGAGGUGUUUACAAGAUGGUAAUGAGCAUAGGUUGGAACCCUUACUUCAACAACACCGAAAAGACAAUUGAGCCAUGGUUGCUUCAUGAUUUUAAAGAAGAUUUCUACUGUGAAGACCUACGUCUUGCUAUUGUCGGCUACAUAAGGCCUGAGACCAACUUUUCGUCGCUCGAGAGCCUGGUAGCAAAGAUCCACGAGGACGGAGAGAUUGCUGAGAAAGCGCUUCAACUUCCCCAGUAUUCCAAGUAUAGGGAUGAUCCAUAUUUCAAAAGUUCCUAACACAGUUGCCAGUUUCUGGAUGAAAAAUUCAGACUAAUGUUAUUACUCCACUCAUCAAUUUAUCAGAAGCCGAAAAAUGUGAUGGAACAAUGCUUCAAAGAAACUCAUUUUUAUUUGGGGAUUGUGAUUAAAGAAAUAUCUUCAUAUUAAAUAAAUUAUAAUCAUUUCGGCUA
Messenger RNA from Salvia splendens (bonfire salvia), 1673 nucleotides. Its product is annotated as bifunctional riboflavin kinase/FMN phosphatase. Lineage: Eukaryota; Viridiplantae; Streptophyta; Magnoliopsida; Lamiales; Lamiaceae. Bases 358 to 1500 code for a protein of 380 amino acids. Gene Ontology annotation, molecular function: riboflavin kinase activity. The transcript has 10 exons. Gene Ontology annotation, biological process: FMN biosynthetic process; riboflavin biosynthetic process. The record is from RefSeq and is a predicted model, not a curated record.